Emiliania huxleyi CCMP1516 is the source of this 2199-nucleotide messenger RNA. RefSeq lists its product as hypothetical. The record is from RefSeq and is a predicted model, not a curated record. The coding region runs from base 1 to 2199 and encodes 732 amino acids. Gene Ontology annotation, biological process: peptidyl-arginine methylation. Gene Ontology annotation, molecular function: protein-arginine omega-N monomethyltransferase activity. Lineage: Eukaryota; Haptophyta; Isochrysidales; Noelaerhabdaceae. The transcript is spliced from 8 exons.
AUGGCGAGCGACUACACGCCGGCCGCUGAGGGCAUCCCGCAGUACUUUCUGCCGAUGCUCGACGACCGCGACCGCAACCUCAAGUACCACGCCGCGAUCACCGCGGCGAUCCGGCAGUUCAAGGCGGAGCAGCGGCGGCCGCCGAGGGUGCUCGACGUGGGCGUGGGGACCGGGAUGCUCUCUGCGAUCUGCCUCGAGGCGGGCUGCGCGUCGGUCACGGGCCUCGACACCAACGAGACGAUGUGCCACCUCGCAGACUUGCACCUCGGCAAGCUGCGGUCGCGCGGCGGCGGCUCCUUUCAGGUGGUGCACUGCCCAGGCGGCAAGGCGCCGGCGUGGUUCGCGGGCCGGAGGUUCGACAUGCUCGUCUCGGAGAUCCUCGGCACGCUCACCACGUCGGAGAGCAUGCUCAAGUACCUCACCAAGUACGCGCGGGCGCACCUCGACGUCUUUGUCGACGAGGCCACCGGCGAGCGCCGCGUGUACGCCGUGCCGCAGCGGACGGCGCAACACUACGCGAGCUACGCGUUUCCGCGCGCCGACCUCGGCCCCACGCUCUCCGCGGUGCUCGAGGCCACGCUCGAGGCGGCGGCCGGCCGCUUCCUCCCCACGAACGACGGCGGGCUCGGGCUCGGGCUGCACCUCUACCCGCGCGAGCGUGUCGGCCCGCGCCGCACCUUUUACGAGGAGGACUACACCCGCUGGCCCUUCUCGCACUCGCACGCCCACUCAAAGCCGGAGCCGCUGCAGCUGCACGCGCCGCCGGGCGGACGCUUGCUGGAGUGGGACGUGACUCUAUGGGGCCGCGGCGACGGCGCAGUCGGCCUCUCAAACUCGCUCGACGGCUACGAGGCCUUCGGCGCCUCUUUCCCCGACGGCGGCCGAAACGGAUUCGCGCGGGCGGCGGCGUGGGGCUUCUUCGCGAUGCGGCUGCCGCAGCCAGUGCCGCGUGCGACGGGCGCGCCCAAGCUGCAGAUCGCGCGGCUGAACGGGCAGACGAGCGCCAAGCCCAAGAUCACCGUCGAUGGGGUCGAAUACCACGAGGUGCUCGAUGACCCGCAGCCGCAGCUCGCGAUGGCGGCCGACACGGCGCUGCCCGCCGCGUACCUGCGCGCCCUCGCCGCCGCAGCCGACGGCGAGCGAGGGCGCGGCCGCAGGCUGCUGAUCGUCAACGACAUCAGCUGCGGCGCCAUAGCGGUGCAAGCGGCGGCGUGGGGCUGGCAGAUUAUGGUGGAGGAGGGCGGGCGGGCGCAGCGGUCGCGCCACCCGCUGCCGGGUCGGUUCGACGCGAUCCUCUUCCCGUCGCUGCUGCUCGACGUCGCAGACGCGGAGGAGGAGCAAGUCGACCUCGCCGCGCUCAGCGACACUUCGGGCGCGGCGGCGCUGGCGGCGGAGAAGGGCCUGCCGGCGGGCUGGCUCGCUUUCCCAAAGGGGUGCGGCCACUACAAGCUGCCAUUGCCCGGCGCGGGUGCGGGGGCGGCGAUCGCAGCUGCUGAGCCGCCGCCGCUGCGGCCAGUGGUGCGGUUGGCCGAGGCGGAGGCGAUCGUCGGGCGGUAUCUCGCGCCCGGCGGCGUGAGGCUGCCUCCGGCCUUCGACGUGGCGCAGGCGAGCGCGAGCGUGGAGCGCGUCGUCGCCACAAAGCGGGCGAGCAAGGCGACGGCCACCAAGCGCGGGCUGGACAUGGCGGCGGUGCGGACGGUGCGGGGCGACAACAACCUCGUCACCUCCACGCUGCACCUGCUCGACCUCUCCGACGACCUCCUCACGCCCGGCUACCGGCUGCGGCUGCGGCAGACGCGGCUGCCGCUCGCCGACGGCGUGGAGGUCGACUCGAGCGUCGACGCGUUGCGCCGGAUGGCGUAUUCGGCCGAUCCGGCCGAGCGGCGCGUGGCGGCGGCCCGCGCCACGUAUCACGGCUUCAGCGCGUCGAUCCGGUCUGUCUUUGCCGCCCCUACGCCGGAAGGCGGCGGGGCUGGCAAGAAGCGGCGGCAGGCCGAGGCUGCGACGCCGGUCGCGGCGGCGGGCGCGGAGGCCGAGGGUGCUGGCGCCGAGUCGCCGGCGCCGGUCGCGCCGCAGGGCAUGCGCUUGCUCCUCCUCCGCGCGCUGGUCGUCGGGGAGAAGUCGCGCGAGGCGAUUGUGGAGCACGCGCUGUCCGAGGAGCCGGACCGGCGGCGCGACUCGAGUCUUCAUAUUCGCUAA